GUUACUGUUGCUAAGGCCUGUCGGAUUUAUCACGGCACUACCACUGUCUAUAACUGCACCCCCUGGAGAAGUCUAAUUUUUAGAAAAAUGAAAAAAGCAAUGUCAGAACAGAGACAGAACGGUUUGUAUUAUACCAUUAUACAUUUGAAGGUUGUUUUCAGGCUGUCAAACUGACAUGAAACAGAUAAAGAAGGAAGCUAAAGCCUACCGAUCACAGAGUAAAAGUGAACCACCGCAUCACCUGACGACAGAGACUGGGGACAACGAUAUUAAGGAUUAACACUGUUCCUGUAAAGCUGGAGCAGCUGGAAUUCUGGGAGCUGACUGAGAACGGUGGGAGUCAGUGGAAGGUGGAGGACAUGCCGGGUGACAGUGGCUACGACUUCUGCAACGAAGAAGUAACCAAAUACUUUGCAACCUCCUUUGAGCUGUGUCUGAAGAGACAGGUGAUCGACUUGUUAGCAGAGGGUUACUCCUGUGAGCAACUGGACGCUCAGCCUGCCAUCACAGUGGAAGACUGGUACUGUGGGAGGACGGAUUGUGGCUGCUCCUACGAAAUUACUGUGUGUCUGCUGGAUGAGAAUCACGAGGUCAUACAAGACUUCAAACCUGAGCUGGUUAACCUUGACCCAGACUGUGACGACUGUUCGUGGAAACAGUCUGGAGAGGACGCCUCCCCUUGUGCCCAUACCUGCCUGCUUCUCUGGAGGAGUACACUCUGCCUGCCUUCCCUGCUUAUCGUCGAGCCUGCCACCCAGCUGAAUCACUCGCUCUCUGUGAAAGGCCACCCGUCUUUGUCUGCUUCUGGGUUCUGUUUAAACCAUAUCUGACAUUAAUAUUUUGGCAUCUUUUAAACUUCUCUUUUCUCCUGUUUUAUUUUCAGCUAAAGGUUAAGUGUGUAAGUUUUAGUGACAUCUAGUGGUGAGGGUUGCGAAUUGCGCUCGCCCUUCCCUAUCCAAGUGAGUAGGAUAGCUUUGGUGCCUGAGACAGGACAAAAGAGAUUUUCUAUCACAUUACAGUAGCCAGUCAAGAAAUCUGAUUUCUUCUGAUAGAUAUAUUAAGAAAUUAUAUUUACUUAAUUAUUCAGUAAAACAAUAUGUUAUCGUGAAUAUGAUUGUUACUAGUUCAUUAAACAGCAACAACAAUAAAUGAAGUGCUACAUGAUGUCUCACACUCCUGUAACACAUUAUUUUACUGUACUGUAAUCAUACUUUUUGUUACAUCUUGGGAGGGCUGGCUCAUCUGGACUAACAAGAACAUCUCAAAAGCUAUCACAUCUAAUGCAUCAAGGAUGGCCACUGACAGACAACAGAACAAUGUAAGCCUUGCUGUUUCUGUCCAUUAUAAAGAACGUAAUACAUGAAGUUUACAAAGGCAUUGUCAGGUGAGGAUCAAGGUACCUUCUUGCUUUGCUUAAUUAGCUAAGCAAUCUGCAAAUCUUACCAAAACGUCCAUGUUUUU
Micropterus dolomieu (smallmouth bass) is the source of this 1461-nucleotide messenger RNA. It is a transcript of the gene fbxo2, whose product is annotated as F-box protein 2. The transcript is spliced from 5 exons. Lineage: Eukaryota; Metazoa; Chordata; Actinopteri; Centrarchiformes; Centrarchidae. Gene Ontology annotation, biological process: SCF-dependent proteasomal ubiquitin-dependent protein catabolic process; glycoprotein catabolic process. The coding region runs from base 360 to 830 and encodes 156 amino acids. Gene Ontology annotation, cellular component: cytoplasm; SCF ubiquitin ligase complex. Gene Ontology annotation, molecular function: ubiquitin protein ligase activity. The record is from RefSeq and is a predicted model, not a curated record.